Molecule: messenger RNA, 10142 nt
Organism: Mizuhopecten yessoensis (Yesso scallop)
Lineage: Eukaryota; Metazoa; Mollusca; Bivalvia; Pectinida; Pectinidae
Exons: 17
Coding region: 139-4737 (1532 amino acids)
Biological process (GO): endosomal transport
Cellular component (GO): early endosome membrane
Molecular function (GO): metal ion binding
Source: RefSeq, a predicted model, not a curated record
UGCUGUCUGCAUCAAUAUAAGAUGAGAUCAUCCGCAGUUGACGUCCAUCCCAAUUGGAAAGAAAAACUUCCAUUUAUGGACACUUAUGUAGGAUAGAACGGGGCUAUAUGGUACAUACAGACAAAGAUGUGGUGAUACAUGAUGGACAGUCUCAUUGUGGACCUUGACAAAGUGCUGGACGACUUUGAAGCAGAAGAGAAGGAAUCAUCACGGAAUACUCGUCAGUCCCCUACAGACUACUCUGAAUAUAUCAAUGCCAACGAUGAUCGACCCUGGGACGAAAUUAGUCAAGUACCAAUCAGUACCAACUCUGCAUGGACAUCUUACAGCUCUGAGGAUGAAAAAUGCUCAACGGCUGUCUACGAUGUACCCUAUAUUCCGGCAGAAACAUUCGACUUGUCUGAAGCCGACUUUGCACCGUCUGUUGGGAAAAGUGGGAAAAGUACAUACACAGGGCCUCUAGAUACAAAAGUGGAAGAUAUCUAUGAUAACUUUACCAACGAUAUUCAAAACGCUAUUCAAAAGCAAGAAAAUUUGCUAAAAGCAGUAACUACAGGUCACCAAGACAACGGAAAAUUGGACAAUGAUGUUCAAGGUGAAUUCAAGCAAUUCAAUUCUUUUUCCACAGUGAGUAAUUCCAAUGUUAUCAACAAUUAUUCCGGUACGAUAGAUCUAAGUUGUAAACGUAAUGAUGUGGUCGUGGAUACGGCGGGUGACGAUUAUACAAAAGUGACGGAAGAUCAGUCGAUAUCACCGGAGCAAAACUUAAGUCCAAAUUCUAAUUUACACUCCCCGAAUAAGGGAGGACAAUCAACGACGGUGUUUGUUGCAGACAACACUAACUGCAAAUACCCAAUACAGGUUGUGGACAGGUUUACGCCGGUUGUGGAAAAUAAACAAUUUGAACCUUCAGUGCCAACAGAUAUUAGUCGAGUAACUGAGCACAUGCCAAAUCAUCUGGAUGAGAGCAAAAGUAAUAACUUUGUUGCAAAUGGAGGGUUUGAUAAGCCCCUGUUAAGUGAAAGUCCAAUGGAGGAAGAAGAUAGUUUGAUGGGUCGUAACGAAAUGGACGCAACUGAUUCACAAGUAUCGUCUUUAUCUAGUCAGAACGAGGCCCUGCCUGUCACAGAUCUGGUUACCAAGCAUAUAAACAGUUCAGAUUUGUCUCCGAAUCAGUGUCACAAUUCUAAUUCAAUGCAAAUGGAUAAUGAGAGACCGACCAAUGGGUUUGUCGCUGGGAGCGAACUAGAAAUAGAACCAAGUGAUGUUAACCAAGAGGAGGCCACAAUGCAAUGUGAAGGAGUGGGAAUGGACGCUCCCAAAAUAUCUGACAUGACUGGCAACUCCGUAGAAAUGUCUACCAACGCCAAUGCCACUGGCGAUGUGGUCGGAUUUGGUGAGGUUGAUAGUGACAUGACAGAAAGCGACAUUAAUUCUUACUUAAAUGGUAUGCAGUGUGAUCCAGGAUCAAUGGUCGCCGGUGACCAACAGUCGGGCGUGGAUAUUACAAGUCCUAACCAUGCAAAUAUAUUAAACGAAAGAGGUUAUGCAAAAAACUUUGAUUUGGUCAAUGCACUUGCAAAUAAAACCUCAAAACCGGGAACUACCAAUGAACAAGUUAUGUCUGGCAAUUUGGAUGAAGGUUCGUGUGAUGUGAGUUGUUUGAAAAAUAAGCAAGUGAAUAUUUCAGGAGAGGAAAGGAUCAUUGAUUCGCCUGUGAUAGAAAUGUACCCUCCUCGGGCAGACACGGGACUUACCUCACCCAGUACUGCUAUCCAAAACUACAUUGCUCUGGAUGGACAGACUUCACCAACAGGAAGCUCAAUAUCAUCAUUUGGGGAAGGUGCACGUCCCAAGGAACUGUCACGACCCAACAGCCUUCGAGGCUUGUCAAUUGUUCCCUUCGAGACACCAUCGAAUAUCUCAAAAGAGCCUGGUGUGGUUUCCAGUCCCGAGGAGAAUGGGGAAGUUUGUCUGAGCACUGAAGGUGUUUCUUCCCUGGAGCCUAUAGCCAGCCAAAUAAUUCAGUGUAUACAGGCAAACCACGACUGUCAAACAGAGGCUGAUGAUGCACUAAAAACUGAUGUCGUGAAUCGCUGUGUCGACGAAGAAAUUGAGGCGAGCAAAAGUGUGACUGACCCUGCCUCUCACGGGCUGUCAGAGGGAGAGGCCGGGGAUGUAGACAUGGAAGACGCACCUGUAAUGCGGAGGUCACAUGAUCCUCCUCCUUAUACUAAUGACUCACAACGACCUAGUUCUUGGAGCCCUGCAGGACCCACAUUGGCGGUGCCCCCUCAACAAAAACGUCCUAACAGUCUAAAUCUCCCGUCCCGGGGCGACUUGGUUGUGGGUAACUCUGAGAGGACACAAGCUCCCUUUAUAUUUCCUUAUCAGGAAUCAAACGUGGAAACGGCCACACCUGAAUCCAUGGAAACACCUGAAGCUGAUGUCCAAGGACCUGCCACCGAAGCACCAACAAAGGAACCAGAGGAGAGCCCAGAUGAGAUGAGUGGAGCUGUAGGUAGUGUCCCCGAGGAAAUCAUCCCAACGAUGGAUGUCGAGCCGUCAGCAGCACCGACAGAAAAUGCCCUGGGUAAAGUGGCACCCAGGUGGAUUCCUGAUGCAGAAGCACCCUUGUGUAUGGGUUGUGAGGCAAAGUUUACUUUCACAAAGAGAAGACAUCAUUGCCGUGCUUGUGGAAAGGUGUUUUGCUCAACAUGCUGUAAUCUGAGAAGUCGACUGGAAUAUAUGGAAAACAAAGAAGCAAGAGUGUGUCUGUCAUGUCAUCAACAACUGGCAAUAGCGGAAAUGACCAGUGGAUCAGGUCGCAGUCCCAAUCCCAAUAACCCCAGCGAAUACUGCUCCACCAUUCCUCCCACACAGCAGGUGUCCUCCCGAUCACCCCCUCCCACCGUCAUGGUACCCGUGGGGGUGCUAAAGAGAGAGGGAAGCUCUAAACGAUCCGAGCCAAAACAGGUGAUGUUUUCUGACGGGAUCCGACCUGGUGGUGAUCUGACCGAGCUAGAUGGUUCAGAUGCUGCAAACAAACUGCCCCCUCGACGCACAAGUAGGGCCCAAAAACGGGUCGACAGAGGUUCCCCAGAAUCUGGAAGAUCCAGUAGAAAGUCUCGUCAUAGUGAGGCGCGGAGAAACAAAUGUCUGAUACCAGAGAAUGGUCUGCCACCCGUAAUAUUAACCAAAACAGAUAAUGCAAUGGAUGAGCACCCCGACAUGGCUGAAUACUUACCGCAAAUCAAAGAUGAGGAGGCAGAGCCUGUGAUGUUUGCUGUCAAUUACAAUCUGUCUGUUCUCGUCAAAAUUGUCACACUUGACUGCUGUGUGAACAGGACCUGUUGGUGUUUAACCACUAAAGGCAUGUGUACAGUCGGACAGGAUGAAAUUGUCAUUGUUCUUGAGGUCCUGCCCGAUGAGGCCACACUUCCUCGGGACAUCCUCUGUCAUUUCCAGACCAUGUAUGAGGAGGCAGGCAAAGGUAACACUGUCUCGGACAUGGGCCACACGAUAUUUAACCAGAGUUUCCUGAACAGCCGUGACCAUGGUGGGAUGUUGUAUAUUUACCCCACGUUCCAGUGUCUGCACAAACUGGUACUGCCAAAGCCACCCUACGUGUUUGGGAUACUACUACAGAAGUGGGAGACCCCCUGGGCCAAGGUCUUCCCCAUCAGAUUGCUGCUGCGACUUGGUGCUGAGUACAGAUAUUACCCGUGUCCUUUGAUUAGUGUGCGGAACAGGAAGCCGGUGUUUUUUGAGAUCGGCCAUACAAUCAUGAACCUGCUGGCAGACUUUAGGAACUUUCAGUACAUGCUGCCCCAGAUAAAGGGAGUCACUAUACAUAUGGAAGACAAGAAAACUAUCAUGAAUUUCCCCAGAAACAGAUAUGAUGAUUUGAUGAAGGUUGUGAGUAACAGUAACGAGCAUGUGAUGGCCAUCGGAGCAAGCUUCAGCUCUCAAGCCGACUCCCACCUGGUGUGUAUACAGAAUGAUGACGGCAACUACCAGACACAGGCUAUCAACAUACAGAACAAACCCCGGAAAGUGACUGGAGCGAGUUUUGUGGUGUUUAAUGGUGCUCUGAAGACAAGUUCAGGUUUACGUGCAAAGUCCAGUAUCGUAGAAGAUGGUCUGAUGGUACAGAUAACGCCGGACUCCAUGGUGGCCCUGAAACAGGCCAUGAAGGAUAUGCGGGAGUACACAGUCGAGUGUGGUAGCAUCACAAACCCUGCCCCUGACGAGGUUGUCAUGAUGCAGUGGGUUGAUGAUGACAAAAACAUCAACAUUGGAGUGAAAAGUCCUGUGGACAGCAUGCUGAUGGACGGCAUCGAGAGUAUCCACAUCCCUAAUGCCACUGACUACGUAGGAGAGACCUAUAUUAUCAGGUGGACAGAUGUGUUCUUCAUACAAAACGAGGACUCCGGCUCAGCUAAGUGGGAGCCGGUAGACCUCAGCCGAUUGGCAGAGACACUGUCCAAUGCCUGCUGCAUAGCUUUAACACGACACCUUGACUCGCUUCAUGAUGCGUCUCUCACAAAGAUUGGACUGCGAGUCAACAUUGAACCAGAGAAAGUUGGUUAUGAAAUAGGUGCCAAUGAAGACAAGUUACCAGAUGCUUACAUGAAUGACCUUGACAAUGAACUCAUCCCAGUGAUACACAGUGCAGCCUCUCAGAGCCAUGGGGGUGCCAUAGUAUUAGAACUCAUUUUUCAUGUGCUGAAGUGACCUCCGUUAACCCGUAGGACUUGUUUCAGAGACGCUUUUGUUCACGUUUGUCACUAGAAUACACUUCAAUGACACUUCGUUUUAUUUCAGAGCAAUCUUUGUUAAAUUUUGUCACAUUGAUGUGCUAAUAAGUGAGUUUUUUCUUGACCUUUGUCUCUUGAGAGUUUUUGAAUGAGGUGUGUUCACUCUGUGACCUUUGUUGACCUUUAUCAUUGAAACUUACUUCAGUGACUUUUGUUCUCUUUUAAUAUUUAAGAACUUGAGUGACUUCUGUUGAUCACAGUCAUUUAAGAAUUCUUCAGUGACCUUUGUUGACCUUCAUUACUAAAACAUACUUUACCAGAGUGAAUUUGUUGACCUUUAUCACUGGGACGUAACCGAGUGACCUUUGUUGACCUUCAUUACUAAAAGUGACCUCUGUUGAUCAUUAUCACUUGAGCGUACACGCGUGACCUUUGUUGACCUUUAUCACUGGAACGUAACAGAGUGACCUUUGUUGAUCAUAAUCACAUGAGCGUACCCGAGUGACCUUUGUUGACCUUAUUCACUGGACCAUACUGGAGUGACCUUUGUUGACCUUUUUGACUGGAGCGUACCUGAAUGACUUUUGUUGACCUUAUUCACUGGACCAUACCUGAGCGAUUUUUGUUGUCCAUAUUCACAGGGGCAUUGUUGAUUUUACUCACUAGUAUUCUUGAGUAACUUUGCUGACCUUUUUCACUAAAGUAUACCGGAGUGACUUGUGUUGAUCUUAUUCACUGGAGCGUACCUGAAUGACUUGUUGACCUGAUUCACUGGAGCAUACCUGCGUGACUUGUUGACCUUAUUCACUGGAGCAUACCUGAAUGACUUGUUGACCUGAUUCACUGGAGCGUACCAGAGUGACCUUUGUUGACCAUAAUCACAGGGGCAUACCUGAGUGACUUUUGUUGACCUUAAUUACUGGAGCGUACCUGAGUGACUUUUGUUGACCUGUAUCAUUGGAGCGUACCAGAGUGACCUUUGUUGACAUAAAUCACUGGAGCGUACCAAAGUGACCUGUGUUGACCUAAAUCACUGGAGCAUACCUGAGUGACUUUUGUUGACUUAAAUCACUAGAGCAUACCUGAGUGACUUUUGUUGACCUGUAUCUUUGGAGUGACCAGAUUUGAUCAUUGUUGACUUUAAUCACUUAGGUGUACCUGAAUGACCUUUGUUGACCUGUAUCAUUGGAGCGUACCAGAGUGACCUUUGUUGACCUAAAUCACUGGAGCAUACCUGAGUGACUUUUGUUGACCUUAAUUACUGGAGCGUACCUGAGUGGAUUUUGUUGACCUUAAUCACUGGAGCAUACCUGAGUGACUUUUGUUGACCUGUAUCAUUGGAGCAUACCUGAGUGACCUUUGUUGACCUAAAUCACUGGAGUGUACCAGAGCAACCUUUGUUGACCUAAAUUACUGGAGCAUACCUGAGUGACAUUUGUUGACCUAAAUCACUGGAGCAUACCUGAGUGACUUUUGUUGACCUUAAUCACUGGAGCAUACCUGAGUGACUUUUGUUGACCUUAAUUACUGGAGCGUACCUGAGUGGAUUUUGUUGACCUUAAUCACUGGAGCAUACCUGAGUGACUUUUGUUGACCUAUAUCACUGGAACGUACCAGAGCGACCUUUGUUGACCUGUAUCACUGGAGCGUACCUGAGUGACUUUUGUUGACCUGAAUCACUGGAGCGUACCUGAGUGACUUUUCUUGACCUAUAUCAGUACAUGUAUAUGAAACUAAUCUGGGCAUUGCUGUGUUUAUACAGCGUGAAACUUAAUCAAUUUGUUAACAUUUUAUCAACACCACUGUUAAUUAAUUUUCACUAAGCAGUGUUAGCUAACUCAACAUUGAUCUUAUCAAUAUUCAGGUUCAUCCUCUCCUACACUGCUGUGUGGGUAAUCACAGGUUACUAUUACAAAUGUUUGUGUGUGUGUGUGUGUGUGUGAUAAUUUAUUGAUGUUUGAGUACCAUGAAGUCUUACAUAUAUUUUGUAUUCAAACACCAAAUAACAAACUCCCAUACAGUGUAUAGGGCAUUUACUAACUUUGAAGACAUACACAAUUCAACAUAUAUGUAAAAUAUGGUCAUGAACAAUCAAAAUUGAAAGUGAAUUCAACUACAGGUAAAAUUAUGUUAACUAAGGUUAAACUGUAAAUUUUGUUAAAUUACUGAAGAUUUUUUUCUGACAGCAAGGGAAGAAAAAUGAUGGCUACUGGGAAUGAACCGAUGCAGUGGUAUUAAGGACACAUGCUACCUGUAACAUGUUACGAUGUAUCUCCUUUCCAAGAGAGCGACACACUAGAAAGCAUGAAAAGCUCGGUCAUGAUGGUGUUUUAGUCGCAAGGAUCUUCGUACCACUGCCAAAAGAUGUAAUUUUGCAUUGGAAACGUUUUUUUCUGGCACGAUAAAUCCUUGUUGCAAAGAAAACCAUUCCCUCCAUAACUUUUAUGAAAAAUGCAACAGUGUCAGAUGAGGAUUCGGACCCUUUACUCUCAAUGCAGGCAAUGGUGCUCUAUCUACCCGAGUUACCUGGUAAAUGGCAGUUUACAGACCCAGUAGCGCUACAGUUAUAUCUAAAAAGAAAUUAACGGGAAGUUAAUGUUCGUACAAAAUAUUACAGCGGAAUUUCUCUAGUGCUUUGCAUACAGUGGGACGGAGAUCUUUAAUACAGUAUAAUGAAACAUGGAAAAAGUAUAUUGAAAACUCGGAUAAAUCAUUUAAAGGGAGAUAACUCUAACAGAAACCAUGGCCGCUUUCAUUUAUCACGUUCCAAACGGUUGGAAAAGUGGACCAAAGUUGUUCUUUUAUGAAAUAGAGACCGAUCUAGCAAUUUGAUGUUGUUUUCCGGUGAAUCUUGGCUUUCAAGGACCGCAUGAACAAUAAAGGUCUGUCAAGGUUUUACCCCUGAAAUAAAACACAUAAACUGGCUGGUCCGCAUAAACAAACAGGCCCUACAGGGAUAAAGUGUCGGGUAAUAUGUAGCUAUAAGGAGGUUGGCCUACCUGUUUGACAUAUCCAAUUUAGAUUUAUACUAAGUUGACUUACCCUCACUACAGUCUGUGUAAUGACUGUUUCUCCGAAGAAUCUGUAACACAGCCUGUUUGAUAACCGUUUCCCUAUAGGAUCUGUAAUACAGCCUGUUUGAUAACCGUUUCCCUAUAGGAUCUGUAACACAUAAUUUGUGUGAUAGUUGUUACACUACCUUGUUUCUCAUUGCUGUAUUUGACAUAGUAUAUAGUAUUGUUACUACAAAAAUUGUUGUAGAAUUAUAUGUUGAUUCUAUAUUUAUUUAACUGUAAAGGUAUAUGAAAAAAGUUGUGCUGUAUAUAUGUUAUUCUGGUGAAUGUUUCCAAUUAGCUGUUUUUUGUUUUCUGGAAGGUAGAUACUGUCCUUAGUUAUUUAUCACAUUAGCUCAUUUAUUUAUCCAAGACCUUACAAAAAACGCUAAAAGUGUAACUAGCUUCUUUAACAUAAAUAAACACCCCACAUAAAGAUUUCUUUUAUAUUUAUUUGAUGAUUUCAGAAACAAAAUUGUACUGUUCAAAAUCCAAAGUGACAAACAUUUGUAUUUCUAAAUGAUUAUGUAUGCUUGUUAUUUUUAGCUGAAUAUUUUGUUUUGUAUUACAUAAUAAUAUUUGUUAUUCAUUUAUACUGUUUGAUUGGUAAACAGAAGAUUUUUUUGUGUGAUUUUGUCAAAAAAUGUUUUUUCCCUUCUGUAUCGUAUCUCUGCAAGACUGUGAAUCCAUUAAGUAGGCGUAUGAUAACACAGAAUGUAUGUACCAGUAAAGGUGUAUGGCUCUCUCAUACCUGUCCGGUGUCAUGGUUGCCAGGUAACACGUCUGAUGAAAUGUUGUAAUCAGUUGCACCGACAAUACUUACUCAUGAUAUGGAGACCAAAAAACACAUCACGAAACUUUCAUUUUUCAUUUUCACCAGGAAGACUUCAAAUUAGAGCUGAAUGGUUAAACACACAGUCUCAAAUCAUAACAUUUUGUUUUUUUUAAAGCAUUACUUGUUAGGGAUACUCUCUCUGAAAUAAGAAUUCAUAGAUCUGACAAUAAAAUUAACAUAAUAUGUUAGGAAACCUGAAUUGGAUAGCUAUAUAUUAAGUUUAGAAAGGUAUUCUAGGAUACAAUUACAGACGUUUGUAGCAACACAAAGUAAGUUUAUAAAGGUAUUCUAGGAUACACUGACUUGUGUAGCUAUAUUAACUAUAUUUAUAAAGGUAUUCUAGGAUACACUGACUUGUGUAGCUAUAUAAACUACUGACCUGAUAGCUUUAGAAAGAUAUUUUAGGAUACAGUUACAGACUUAAGUAGCUUUAUAAAGUAGAUUUAUAAAAGUAUUCUAGGAUAUAGAGACUUUAUAGUAGCUAUAUGAAGUAAGUCUUUAAAGAUAUUUUGGAAUGCACAGAAUUGUGUAACUGUCUGAACAAGUUUUCUAAAGAUAUUCUUGGAUACAUUGAUUGAUAUACUGUAGAAUCAUUUAUUUUCGUGGGGUUAAAAUUUCGGGGUUUUCAUACACUAGCCUGUUUCAAGGACAUUAUAUUUUGCUGAUUUCUGAUUUUCUCCUAUCUAUGUCAUACAAAAUUUAUGUAUUUGUUGGGAUUUAAUUUCUAGGAUUUUUGUUAUCCACGAAAUAAACGAAAUUUAAUGUCCCACGAAAAUUUGUGAUUUUACAGUAACUAUAAAAAGUAAGUCUAUGAAGAUAUUCUGGUAAACACAGACUUGGGUAGCUAUCUAACAAGUUUUCUAAAGCACACUGAUUUGUGUAGCUAUGUAAAUGAGGUUUAUAAAAGUAUGCCUGGACACCAUUACUGGUUCGUGUGGCUAUAGCAUUUGUGUAGUUGAUUGUACAAGACCUGAACUGAACCCACAUCGUGUUAGUAAAUAGUUCGGGGUUUUUUUCUUCAAAUAUGUAGAUAGCUGAGUGCAAGAAUGUUAAAAUAAAACAAUAUAGAUGUAUGAUAUAGUUUAACUUGUGAUGGUUGUGUGGCCUCUACUGUUAUAGGGUUUGUGAUAUGUUUUAGAAUGUAUGAGAUAAAAAACAUUGUAUAAAAAUUAUGUAAUAACAGAAUUAUGUUUGUGAUUACAUUCAUUAUUUACACUCUUGAGUAUAGAGCCCUUUCAGUGUGUGUAGAAACAAACUUUGUUAGUAUGUAGAUUUAACAGAGGGCAUACCAAAACUUGAUGAAAAAGUAUGUAUUCCGCAAUUGAAGGGGAACCUCUCAAAUUAUUUUCCUGUCUGGGAAAAUAAAAUGGAAACGAACAUCCUUUUGUGUCUGAUAUUUCAUGUUAAUUGUCUAUCAUGAGUUACCUUGCAAUAUCUGCCGGUGAAGAUAGAAAUGUGGGGCUACAUCUUCUACUACAGAGAGUGUGGUGUUGU